Molecule: messenger RNA, 2895 nt
Organism: Patiria miniata (bat star)
Lineage: Eukaryota; Metazoa; Echinodermata; Asteroidea; Valvatida; Asterinidae
Product: angiopoietin-1 receptor-like
Exons: 18
Coding region: 1-2892 (963 amino acids)
Biological process (GO): cell surface receptor protein tyrosine kinase signaling pathway; multicellular organism development; positive regulation of kinase activity
Cellular component (GO): signaling receptor complex
Molecular function (GO): ATP binding; protein binding; transmembrane receptor protein tyrosine kinase activity
Source: RefSeq, a predicted model, not a curated record
AUGGCGCAGUCGCCGUGUGUAUCGGGGAAUUUCAUGCCCGCUAACUUCCGGGUUCGUGGACAUUUUGCAAUGGAGUAUUUUACCCGGUCGCUUCUGAUUGUCCUGUCCGUGGUUUUCAGCGUAACAGGUGAUACAGUGCACCUGACGGUGGUCACACCCACACCUUAUGGGGCGGGGUCUUCACAGUCCUCGGCUAGCAUCAGCUGUUUCCGUAGCAGUCCUGAUGCAGACGCCACACUGAGCUUUGGCAGACCAUUCCAGAUAGCUCUCCGAGGAUCUACAGUAGAAAUAUCUACCACCCUCCCUACUGGCAGUAGUCCAUCAGUCAAUGGACAGAUAGUCACACAGGAUCUGACCACCAGUAAUGAUGCCACUGGGCUGUUUUAUUGUGAAGGUUCCAAUAGAGGGUUAACAACGAGGGUAUACAGCAUCAUCCACAGUGUGAAUAGGAGGUUUGAGCCUGUUGAUGGCCUGGUUACGAAAACGGUCAACAUACGAGAGGAUGUGACUCUCUCAGUCAUCCAAGCUAUUUCUGGGGGCUCUCCUCUGUGGCGUCGUACAAGAAAUGGAACUGUUAAUGCAAACUUGCCUAAUUCCAAUCGGGCUAGUUUCACAGUGCCCUCUACUGAUGCUGUUGAUGGGGAUCUGUAUACUGUCAUCGGAAAUACUGAUACUCUGGCUGACAAUCAUUUCAGUAUGAUCAGACUCAUAGUCAGAGGCUGUGUUGCAGGCAAGUGGGGUCCUCAGUGCACUGGGAUUUGUGACAUGUGUUACAAUGGAGGAGUGUGUGAUGAUGAGACAGGAGAUUGCAUCUGCCCACCAGGAUUCAGUGGACCAAACUGCCUCACAGCUUGUGGUAUGCACAAAUUUGGCUGGGAAUGUGAGUUUCAGUGUGGAGCUGGUAACGUCAUCCAGAGUUGUACAGGGAGCCAGUUUGGUCUGCCAGACCCGUACGGUAACAGCUGCAUCUCUGGGUACCAUGGCAGAGACUGUGAUGUGGCGUGUUCUGCUGGAUCAUUUGGUGCUGGAUGUACCCAGACCUGUCACUGUCAGUCAGGGCAAUGUGAUGCUUACACAGGGGAGUGUACGGGGACACCGAGUGGAUGUGAAGCGGGCUGGGAUGGCACUAAUUGUCAGAUUCCAGAUGUUUGCCCCGUUGGCUACUAUGGAGACAACUGCCUGAGUAAGUGUCAUUGUCUCAACGACGCAGCCUGUGACAAGGGGACUGGUUAUUGCAGUGGGUCAAGCGGUGCAUGUGCAGCAGGAUUUCAGUGUGUGUCAAUUCUACCUGUGCUGAGUCAGCCACCCAGUGUAUCAGUUGCAUCUACAUCAGCUAUCGUCAGCUGGCAGGCAUGGGAUUCCAAUGUGGAUGCAGGAGAUGGACCGGUCAUUGCAUACAAAGUCUACUACUCCCUUACAUCCCCCAUAUCAUGGACUGUUGCCAAUAAUGUCACAGUGGCAAGCCCACCUCAGACUUGGUACAGCUCCACUGUUCAACCAUUGCAACCAAAUACUGAAUACAUGUUCAGCAUGGCUGUAGUGAGAGAGGGGCCAGGAGGAGAAGGGCCUAGGAGUCCAAUAACUACUAGGACGACCCUACCUGAAUCACCCCCCUCAGAAACCACCACGGGUCCUACAACCUCUGAAUCAUCCAUUAUAACAACACCUGAAUCAACCAAAUCAAACACAGACGUGAUCGUUCUUAUUGUCGUUGUUGUAAUCGUCGUGAUUAUCGUUGGUGUGGCUGUGUACAUCUACUUUCCGUGUCAUCGAAAAAGCACAAGACAACCUGCAAAAACACAAUCAACAGGAGGACAGGAACUGACCACGUAUGAGAAUCAGAUAUCUCCAGAUAACGAGUAUGGCGUAUCAGACUAUGAGAGGGUUGGUCAAGAUCACCCAACAUCGUAUGAAGUAGUGGGUGUUCAUCUCUCGUCAUCAACCUAUGAGGAUGUAGGCCUACCAUCUUGGGCACAGGGAAGGAAGAUUCCAUUCAAGAAUGUGUUCAUCGGUGAAAAGAUUUUAGGCAAAGGAAACUAUGGAGAAGUUCGUGACGGAGCAGUGAUGGUUGGAGGAGAGGUUUCAAAAGCUGCGAUAAAGACACUGAUGGCAAACUCAUCAGAAAAUGACCGGCAGAACUUCAUGGAGGAAUUCCGGACGCUGACCAAAGUUGGACGACACCCGAACGUGGUCGGUAUUCUCGGCGCUUGUCAACAUGAAGACAUUCUGUACGUGGCUUUGGAGUUCAUGCCCAACGGUGAUCUGCGCACCUACCUGAGAAAUGCCCGAUCCCUGGGGGACGAUGAUCAGUCCACUCUGUCUUCUGAGAAGCUGAUUCAGUUUGCAUUGGAUGUUGCCAGAGGAAUGCAACACGUUGACGCAGUGGGGGUGAUCCAUCGUGAUUUGGCGGCAAGGAACAUCCUCCUUGACAGUCAACUGGUUGCCAAGGUUUCUGAUUUUGGGUUAUCGCGUGCAGAAGAUAUCUACGUUCAGAUGUCAAGGACUCGGGUUCCUACUCGCUGGCUGUCUCUGGAGUCGUUGGCUUCCAAGACCUACACAUCAAAGAGUGACGUAUGGUCCUUCGGAAUCCUUCUGUGGGAAAUUGCGACCUUGGGUGCCACUCCUUAUGAAGACAUCAAAUCUAAGGACCUGCUGUCGAGGUUGCAGAGUGGAUACCGGAUGCCCAAACCAACCAACUGUGAUAACGAGAUCCACACUCUGAUGUUGAUGUGCUGGCAGGAAGACCCGGACAACCGACCUCAUUUUAAAAGUCUAGUGACUCACCUGAAAAUUAUGGCUGACAAACAACAUGAACAUACGUACAUGCGACUGCUGCCAAAAGCUGACAACUACAUGUACUUGAUGAUUCGCCCAGAGCUGGAUGACAACUGAAUG